Molecule: messenger RNA, 828 nt
Organism: Aspergillus candidus
Lineage: Eukaryota; Fungi; Ascomycota; Eurotiomycetes; Eurotiales; Aspergillaceae
Product: peptidylprolyl isomerase
Exons: 3
Coding region: 171-548 (125 amino acids)
Biological process (GO): rRNA processing
Molecular function (GO): DNA binding; peptidyl-prolyl cis-trans isomerase activity
Source: RefSeq, a predicted model, not a curated record
CCUCAGGCUGCAACCCCACCGCCCCACACCCGACAUCAUCUUCUCCUUCUUUUGUCCUUCUUUCAUUCUUCUUCUUUCUCCUCCCGUAUAACUUCUUUGUUGUGGUCCCCACUCUCUCUAUAUAUCUCUCCCAUCUUCUCUCGUACCCGACACAGCCAAGUGCAUCAAGAAUGGCACCCAAAAACAACGCCAAGGGCGGCGACAAGAAGGGCAAGGGCAAGGACGAAGGGAGCUCCGAUAAAGGGAAGGGGUUGAAGCCAGCCAGCUCGAUCAACGUGCGGCACAUUCUUUGCGAAAAAUUCUCCAAAAAAGAAGAAGCCCUCGAGAAGCUCCGCAACGGCUCCAAAUUCGACGAAGUCGCGAGGGAGUUCUCCGAGGACAAAGCCAGACAGGGCGGCUCUCUUGGGUGGAAAACCCGCGGUAGUCUGGACUCGACGUUCGAGAAAGCUGCGUUCGACCUGGAGCCCAGCACGACGGCGAAUCCUACGUACGCGGAUGUGAAGACUGGGUUUGGGUAUCAUAUUAUUAUGGUUGAGGGGAGGAAGUGAUCUUUUAAUCUUAUCUUUUCUUAUCUUUUUUUGUUUCUUCAAAGCUGUUUCUUCGGUCAGUGCUGUGUGAUGUCUGAUGUGUAGUAUGUGUGAUGUGUGGUCUGUGUGUGUCUGUUUGAUUGUCUCGUGUGAUACCUCCUCGGCUAUUUCUUUCUUUCUCUGUCUAUAUCUUUGUUUGUCUUGCUUCUUCUCUUGGACGCCCAGGACCGACCCUAGGAGAGUAAAUGUUGAUCAGACUACUACCGAUGAAAUAAACGAAAAUGAUAAUGCGAGCCCAAAA